UCUGCGUCAGAUUGUCUAGAAGAUCUGACCAAUAAACUCCAGGGAAGAUCGCGCUAUCCGAUCGCUUCUGGAGGCUUUGGAGACAUCUGGAACGCUUCCCAUAGGAUUAUCUUGAACAUCACGCAGGUAGCAGUGAAGACUAUCCGUUCUUUCGGGUCGGAUAACAAAGAAUUGACGCGAAAGAAUGGGAAGAGAGUGCGUCGUGAGCUGAAAGUUUGGGCCCGUCUCAAACACCGUAGCAUUCUUCCCCUCUGUGGAGUGGCAAACGACUUUGGGCCCCACCCAGCAAUGAUUUGUCCAUGGGCUGACAAUGGAGCUCUCACAGGCUUUCUUGAGCGUCAACAAGACGUGUUGUCGCCUCAAGAUAAGUUUUCCCUUCUAGAUGACAUUGCCCUUGGAUUAGAGUACCUCCACAGUGAAUCAGUUGUCCAUGGUGACCUGACAGGGUCGAAUGUCUUGAUUUAUGGCAACGGUCGGGCAUGCCUCGCUGAUUUUGGUCUCUCCACUAUCAUUCUGGAAUUCGUCGGUACCUCCUAUUUUACGAGCUCCAUCCGAGGGAACGUCCGAUGGGUGGCUGCAGAGUUAUGUGAAGCAUCAGAAGACGAUGAAGUUUCGCUCAGCACCGAGUGCGACAUAUACUCGUUUGGCAGUAUCACCCUGCAGGUGUUGACUUGCAAGGUACCGUACUACAACGUGAAAAAUGAUAUUUUAGUGUUGGGACAGGUCAUUAAGGGCAAGAAACCAGAGCCUCCCAAGGAGUCGCAAAUAGCGCCUGGGCUUUGGGAGUUCAUACAGCGGUGCUGGUUGCCUCGUGCAAGUCGUCCAUCGGUUGGAGAAAUCGUAGCAUUUGUU
Suillus fuscotomentosus is the source of this 852-nucleotide messenger RNA. Its product is annotated as kinase-like domain-containing protein. Gene Ontology annotation, biological process: protein phosphorylation. NCBI's taxonomy places the organism in Eukaryota, Fungi, Basidiomycota, Agaricomycetes, Boletales, Suillaceae. The transcript has 6 exons. The annotation marks the transcript as partial. The record is from RefSeq and is a predicted model, not a curated record. Gene Ontology annotation, molecular function: ATP binding; protein kinase activity.